GCGCAUCGCAAGUUUGCAACCAACCAAUCAAAGCCGCGAGCUGUUCGCAGGCAACAACUUAAUCGCGUAACGGCCGUCUUUAUAUUUCUAUAUAUAUAUCUCGGGGUUGCCAAACAAAACGCCUCUCCGCGGUUGUCUAGGUGAAGUGGUUUUCCGUCGAGGGCAGAUCCGGGCUGCCGAAACCCUAACCCUGCCUCACCUCCUCCGGUGCUGUUUCAAAGGCGACGCUUUAUCUUUGAGGCUCAGCUUCGGAAUUAGAAUUCUUCCGCAUUGCUUUCUUUUCCAAGAUCAGUCUGUUGUUGGAAACACUUUCUGCAAAUCAUCAUAGCCUGCUUCUCUUACAAGCUUCCUCCGAGUUGCGUGGCUUCAAAGGCUAAACUUUGGUUGUCCAAGUUAAUCCAGCCAUGGAGGUUGAGGUCAUCGUUCCCGGGCAAUGGUUCCUUCCCCAUUUUGUUUCUGUGUUCUGUGCGUUAUACAUGCUCGGAUACUUCGCCGUCUUCAACAACUGGAGCCCGAAGUAUCGCCCAGAUGGAUCCAGUUGCUUCAUGUCUCUGUGCCACGGCACCCCGGCCGUACUCUUGGCGGCCGCUGCAAUCCUUCAGCAACCUGUUCGAUCAUUUGCGUCGCCCAACACCGAUUUCCAGAAUCUGGUGCUCGACUUCAGCGUCGGCUAUUUCACUGUCGAUCUCCUCCAUUACCUAAUCUUUAUGCCUAGCGAAUAUCUCUUCAUCGCCCACCAUCUUGCCACGCUCUUCGUCUUCAUCACCUGCCGGUACAUUGCUCAGCAUGGUGCAUUCGCGCUACUGGUUCUUCUUGUGCUCGCAGAGGUCACCAGUGCUUGUCAAAAUGUGUGGACGCUUGCCGGACUCAGGAGAGCAGAGUCUCCGACGGCUGCAAGGAUCCAUAAGAACCUGGCUCCACCUUUCUUUGUCUUGUAUACGAUCAUGAGGGGAUUCCUCGGGCCCUGGUUCUUCUACAAAAUGGGAGCCUUCUAUGUGAGUGGAAAAGCUAGCGAUGUGAUGGCAAUGUGGAUAUGUGCUUCGUGGAUUGUCGUCGUCGGCAGUGCGAUGUUGGUGAGCAUCUUGUGGAUUUGUAAUCUCUGGUUGGAGCUCUUCAGAGAGAAGACUUUGGAGAAGAAGGAUUGAGAGAUUGGUCGCCUGGAUAACUACCAAUUGCCCAGUGAAUCAUACAAUAUCAUCUGUGUACAUGGUCAUCGUUCUAUACAUCCUUAGAACAAAUGUUUUGUUCAAAACUGGUACAUAUUUCUGGUGUUAAAUUUGUUGUUGUACUACCCUCAUGUUAGUUAUUGGUGGAUUUUUUUUCUA
Molecule: messenger RNA, 1325 nt
Organism: Zingiber officinale
Lineage: Eukaryota; Viridiplantae; Streptophyta; Magnoliopsida; Zingiberales; Zingiberaceae
Product: TLC domain-containing protein At5g14285-like
Exons: 2
Coding region: 405-1145 (246 amino acids)
Cellular component (GO): membrane
Source: RefSeq, a predicted model, not a curated record